Messenger RNA from Anopheles funestus (African malaria mosquito), 7055 nucleotides. RefSeq names its product guanylate cyclase 32E. Gene Ontology annotation, cellular component: membrane. Gene Ontology annotation, molecular function: protein kinase activity; peptide receptor activity; guanylate cyclase activity. The record is from RefSeq and is a predicted model, not a curated record. The coding region runs from base 2900 to 6637 and encodes 1245 amino acids. The transcript has 15 exons. Gene Ontology annotation, biological process: receptor guanylyl cyclase signaling pathway; cGMP biosynthetic process; protein phosphorylation. Lineage: Eukaryota; Metazoa; Arthropoda; Insecta; Diptera; Culicidae.
AGUAAUAAAUAACAAAAUUGAUAAGACAGAUAUAUGCUGUGGGACGUGUGGAUCUAGAUCUUGGUUUGAAGUUCCUCAUACAAUACGAUCGAUAUCGAAUCCCGAAUUCAAAUUGAUAUAAAAAGACCUGCAAAUAGUUUAACAGUUCAUGUAGUUUCAGAAGAUGCAUAAAUUGCAUCUGCAAUGAAGCUUCCACCAGCUGUUCUCGCUGUGAAUGGGUUCGACGAACGGAAUGAACUAACCGAUGGCAACCCGAGAACGCACAUGGCACGUUCGGAUUUAAGCGUCUUCACUACCCUUCACUUACCCCCAUUUUAUCCCACGUGGCUUUCUGUACAUUUCUACACCUAGCCCGGUACAGUUUACUACCGGCGAAAAAAGGAAUGAAAUAAAAAAGCCAUUCCUCCGAAUGGCCUGCAGCACGAAGUGUUUUUUUGAUUCUCUUUGAUGAAUCAAAUGCAGGGUUGGUCUACGCUGAUAAAAGAAUGUUUUUUUAAUAACAUAACAGUAUGUAAAACUACAAGCAUAAAUUAUUGUUCACAUCGUGAAGAUGAAAGAUGGGUAUCCUAUUUUAGUUGCUUAUCUUACUUGUCUUAUCUUAUCUAAGUUGUAAAGGAAAGAGUAACUUUGGAAAGCAAUCAGUAGACGCUGUCCCUAGUAUAUUGGAAAUUCCACUUGCAAACUAAACUUGGGCUUGCAGCAUUAGCUAUAUACCGAUAAUUUCUAAUGAUAUGAUAUCUAAAUGAAUUACAAUGUUAAUAAGUAAUAAGUUCAUAUUCACACCUAGUCAACCCUGCAUCGGACACGCGUUCACUCACGCAUUUGCUUGAGCAACGCAACAGUGAAUUGUCGCGGUGCGUUACUCGCGCGAAGGUUUGCUCGUGGUUCGUGCAUGUUCAACAGUUCAGUUAUUGGUGUGACUUUGGCGAGAUCGGAUCGGUUCCUUUCGGUUUUUCCCCCCGUUCGGUGCGUGCUGUUCUGUGCACAGUUUAGGUGUCAGCUGUCCGGGCGUAUCCGAAAGAAAGUUGGCCUACCGCAAGAAGUGCGUGGUGCUGUGGCGUUCGUACCGUGCCGUGCGUUAGUGUGCGAAUUGCACCGUCUGGCGGUGCAGCGUGCAUUCGCUGCACUAUACAUAUAUUUUGUUUUUGUCUGCCACACUUUUCGCGCCCGCAGUUUGGUGAAUUUGAUACUGUGUAAAGGUUUCACAGUGUUGUGCCGCAAGGUAAAACAGUGUGUGGUGAUGGAAAGGUUUGCUGGUAAUGUAUAAAAUGCGUAAAGUGAAGUGUGCGAUUUUGUUGCUGUUUGUAGCUGUUGAUACAGUUUGCACUGACGGUGUGUUUAUGGGCCGUUUAGGGUGGAACAGGUUUUUUUUUAAUCGUUCAGCUAGUGCAAGCGUUAACAGUUGUGUUGGAAGUUUAGUAGUAGUAGUUGUAGUGGCCGUAAUGAUGAGGCAGUCUACUAGUAGCAGGGCUAAUUUUUUUUUAAUAUUUUAUGAAUUAAACAUGCGUUCUUUCAAAAUGUAGUUCAGCUAAAAGACCAAUUUACCCUAAGUCAAACACUUCUAAUUGUUAUCGAAACAAAUUAAUUAAAACAAGCGAACAACCUUUUGAAUGAUCGAAUGUAUAACACAUUCUAUAGUUUUUUUUGGAAGAAAGUUUGUAUUGUUAAACUAAAAAUGUUGCUCAAAUUAUUGCUCAAUAAGAUCGUAUUAUUAUCCAAUCCAAUUAGCAGUGGAUCGGUUUUCUAAACGAAACGAUUGAUCCAUUUUCGAUGUAAACUCACGAUCACAUUAAAAUUACGAUUUUGAUCACAUUUUCCCUUCAUCUCGUGAACCGUGACGGUUUUUUUUGCCCUUUCGCCCGCUUAGAACAAAGAGCCGCACCGUAACGCUUUGGCAGGAAAAGUCGUCAUCGAAAACGCGCGUUUCGAAAAGAGUCAGCGACCGCCGCCACACCGUGAUCGCUAUAGGCUGAUCGGAUGGUGCGGUGUUCCACCGUGUCGGUGCUUUAUUUAUAAAUAACACGAGACGUCUGUUUUCUGGUGAUUUUGUUGACGUUUUUUUCUUCCACCUAUACGUUAGCGUUAGCAGGUUUUUCCUUUUGCUGUAACAUGUUUGAUUUUCCUUUUUUUUCCCCGUUUGCGUUUCGUACAUGAUGUUUUAGUUUCCUUACUCACUACGAGAUGAGAGUUUUGAAGCAUGAAUAUAUUUUCCCGCCAACAGUAAGACUCUUUAAUUUCUUUCUGCGUAGAUUUUUUGAGAUUUUUUUGCUUUUUAACCUGCUUUUGUAUUUGUUUUUACGUGCGUCAAUCGUUAUCCAGUAGUAAUUAAACCGUUUCCAGAUGUUGGAUGAUCGUUGAGAAGAUCUAGAAUGCGAUCAUGUAGGGUGCAAUUUUAUUAAAAUGUUUUUUUUUAAUACGCCAGCCAUUGAUAAGGAAAAUUAUUUCAAACAGUGUUUCUAGAAAGUGUGUGUUAAUGGUUUAAAAAUUUAGUAAACGUGUGAUCGUGAUGUGUAUGAGCUGUAUCAAGGAAACGAAGUAAUUAAUGAUUAUCGGACGAGAAUCAAUUGGAAGGAAUCUGUGAAGCGUUGUAAAUCGUUUAUUAAAAGCAAAAGUUUACUUACCACCAAGUGCUGUACUGCUUCAACCCCAUCGGACUGUUCAAAAGGAUAUUCGAUCCAUGCCGGGAAAUCCCGGAGCAAAGCCUUUGUACGUCUGCCUAGCGGUUGUGUUCCAUCUGGAAACGCUGAAAGUAAUGCGACAGGAAGAUGGUAUGCGUUGCCGGCAGUAAGAUGCUCGCUGACCGCUGCUGGUACGUCCGUUCGGCAAAGCUUUUCCUCCGCCGGUUCCAGACGAACCGUGUGAAACCGAGUCUGUUCCGGUGUACUGCAAACGUUACGUUAUGAAGUCCUGUGGACGCGAUCCAACCGAACGUACCAAAGGGUUGUUAAAUAGUGCAUGUUACGGUGGCCGGCUAGGACGAUUUUGUGACCGACUGUUCGUGCUUGGGUGCAGCAGAAUCUUCAUCAUUGUAGCCGUGCUCGGUGGUUUGGUGGUGUCGACCGUGGGGGAUGUUUUUACUGUUGGCUAUCUGACCGGAUCCCAACGGCGGCCGGGUGAUCGCGUUUACGCACGACCGGGAUUACAAAUUUCCGGUGCCAUAACCCUAGCCAUGACCGAGGUGAAUGACCGGUACUUCAGCAAGCACGGGCACGAGUUACGGUUCGAGGUGGCGGAAACGUACGGCGAGGAGGUAACCAGCAUACGGAAGACAGCCGACCUCUGGACGAAGGACGUGAUCGGAUACGUUGGACCACAGGAAACCUGCGUUCACGAGGGCCGCAUGGCUGCUGCCUUUAAUCUGCCAAUGAUUUCCUACUUCUGUACGCACAAUGAAACGUCCAACAAGAAACAUUUCCCAACGUUCGCUAGAACUCGACCACCGGAUCUACAAAUUUCCAAAUCCGUCGUCUCGCUGCUACUCGCCUACAACUGGACCCAGGUUAGUUUUUUGUAUCGUGCUUCAGACAACGGUGAGUUCGAUGCGGUUGCCGAAACGCUCAAGACGACGCUCCGGACCGCCAGCAUCCGGAUACGCUCGAUUGCGACCUGGACCGACAUUUACCAUCAUGGAUAUUCGAGCAAUCCGUUCGAGCGGCUAGUGGAGGACACGUACGAGGACACGAGAAUUUAUCUUGUUCUUGGGUACCACUACGAGCAUAUCGGGCUGCUGGUGAGCCUACGGCGGCGCGGUUUGCUUGAACGGGGCGACUAUUUUGUCGUCGGUGUCGACAUCGAACAGUACGAUGCUGCUCUGCCGUCGAAGUACAUGCACGGACUGCUCCAGACGACGCCGGAUCCGGAUGCGGUCGAAGCCUUCCGGCACUAUUUGGCCAUCGUGCCGUCGGCGCCGGUACGAUUCGAAGAGUUUGCGGUAAAGGUUAACAAAUAUUUGGAGCUACCACCGUUCAACUAUCGGAAUGCGUUGAUCUUCUUUGGAGGCGUAAAGCAGAUAAGGGCGGAAGCUGCCUAUCUGUACGAUGCGGUUCAUCUGUAUGCAAAUGCAUUGAUGCAAGUGCUGCUGUCGGGCGAUAGUCCGAAAAAUGGUUCCGCCAUAAUCGAAGCGAUUAAGGGACGCGCUUACAUGAGUGCGAUGGGCUAUCUGGUGCACAUCGAUGAGAAUGGUGAUGCGACCGGAAACUACACCAUUCUCGCACGGAAACCCGUCCCAAGCACAACCGCCGCCAACCAGUACGGACUGUUUCCGAUCGGGCGAUUCAGCUCACCGACCGUGGAUCGCAUACCGGAGAUUCGGCUGUUUGAUACGAUCGAUUGGGUAGGAUCCGGUCCUCCGGUGGCCGAACCACGGUGUGGAUUUCGUGGCGAAAAGUGUAUCAGUUACACGGGCGAGAUAACGGGUGGCAUCGCUGGGGGUGCCCUGUUGCUGCUGGGUGUCGUGUCACUCGUGCUCUACCGGAACUGGCGCUACGAACAGGAGCUUGACAGUUUGCUGUGGAAGGUGGACUUUCGCGAAAUACAGAUGCACGAAAAUGAGAAGGAAACGGCCGGUCAGAAAAUGACACGGACUACACAUCCAUUGAUACGAACGAGUCAGGUGAGUUUGAGCUCGAAUCCGGAUCUGGACUUCCGCUACUCUACGAUCUUUACACCGAUCGGUCUGUACAAGGGGCAACUGUACGCGAUCAAGAAGGUGAAGAAGAAAAGCAUCGACAUUACGCGGGAGAUGAAAAAGGAGUUGAAGCUGUUGCGUGAUAUGCGUCACGAUAAUUUGAACGCUUUCAUUGGAGCUUGCACGGAUCCGCCAAACAUUUGCAUCAUUACGGAUUACUGCAACCGUGGCAGCUUGAAGGAUGUGCUGGAAAAUGAAGAUGUUAAGCUGGACAACAUGUUUACGGCAUCGAUGGUGGCGGAUAUACUGCGCGGUAUGAUAUACCUGCACGAGUCGCCGCUUCGAUUUCACGGCUCACUGCGAACAUCCAACUGUUUGAUCGAUUCCCGCUGGGUGGUGAAGCUGAGCGACUUUGGGCUGUUUGCUUUCAAGCAGGGUUCGGAGGAUGUGCCGGACGAGAAGGAAAAACUCGAGGAAAAAUGUCAAAAACUACUUUAUCGUGCGCCCGAACUAUUACGUGCUGGACCUACAGCAACCGUACCAGGCACACCGAAAGGUGACGUUUACUCCUUCGGCAUCGUACUGUACGAAAUCUUCACUCGUCGUGGCCCGUUCGGAGAAAUCGAAUGCACGCCGAUGGAGUGUCUAAAGCGCGUCCUAAACCCACUCGACCCUAACACACCGUUCCGACCGGCGAUCCAGCCCCUCGAAAUGUCGUUCGACUGUGUGCGUGAGUGUUUGAAAGAGUGUUGGUCGGAACGGCCUGAAGAUCGACCCGACUUCAAAGCGAUCCGCAACAAACUUCGCGUACUGCGCAAGGGCAUGCGUCCGAACAUCUUCGACAACAUGAUGGCGAUGAUGGAGAAGUACGCUAACAAUCUCGAGCAGCUGGUCGACGAGCGUACGGAUCAGCUGCAGGAAGAGAAGAAAAAGACGGAAGCGCUGCUGCUGGAGAUGCUGCCAAGACCGGUGGCGGAGCAGUUGAAGCGAGGCCAUAAGGUGGAAGCAGAAAGUUACGACUUGGUCACGAUCUACUUCAGUGACAUCGUUGGCUUUACGUCGAUGUCGGCUGAAAGCACACCGCUGCAGGUGGUCGACUUCCUGAACGAUCUGUACACCUGCUUCGACUCGAUCAUAGGGCAUUACGAUGUAUACAAGGUGGAAACGAUCGGAGACGCGUACAUGGUCGUGUCGGGACUGCCGAUCAGGAACGGGCUGAUAAACGCGGCUGAGAUUGCGUCCAUGUCGCUGCAGUUGCUGGAAGCGGUCGCCGAGUUUAAGAUUCGCCAUCGGCCGAACGAUCGGCUGUAUCUACGGAUCGGGAUUCACUCGGGGCCUGUAUGUGCCGGUGUCGUUGGGUUGAAGAUGCCCCGGUACUGUCUGUUCGGCGACACGGUAAACACGGCAUCACGCAUGGAAUCCACCGGACAGCCGCUCAAGAUCCACUGCAGUUUACAGACCAAAGAGAUCCUUGACUCGCUCGGUGGCUACCACUUCCAGGAGCGCGGUUUGGUGCCGAUGAAGGGCAAGGGAGAUCAGCGGACGUUCUGGUUGGUGGGCGAGGAUCCGGAUGCACGUGCCCGGCGUACGAAGGAACGUACCGAGCGGCGUGGUUCACGGGCGCUCAACAAGUAUCUCGGCAUGCUGAAAAGUGUCACCAAUCUUCCCGGGGUGCGCAGCUCACUGAAGAGUCGCGCGCUGGGUUUGCCUCGCGGUUCACUGCCACGCUCCUCUAGUCUGGAGUCACCGAAAAGACUGAGAUUCGCCAGUGGUGCCAUGCUGGAGCAACAUCGAUACCAUCGGUAUAGCGAUGAUGCGCUCAUGGAAGUCAUCUCCGACAGUAGCAUACGUCGAUCGGAUUACAGCAUUUCGGAUGGUGCCGAAGACAUCACUGCCUCUUGCCCGUGCAUUGAGCAUCUCGGACUGAGUCAGCCGCCGGAACCAGCCUACCUACUAACUAACUGCCCAACGGUAACGACACCUUUGCUCAACAACAGCAUCGCAACCUAGUAGAGCAACGAGUGCCGCACUCGGCAAACUCGAUUGCGUUAAUUGUCCUUCCUUCUUACCGAUAUCUAGUCAUACGCUCAAUGUCUGUCUGUGUGCUUAAGUACGAUAAGCAAAGGUGAUAACAAAAUAAUAGAAACAGGAAAACCGUGUAGACAUGUAAUACAUAAAGAAACGGGAAAGGCUAAUGUGCUAGUGAAAAGAUUUACACCCGAUUGAGCUUUUCUGGUUGGCGUGUUCAAACCCAAAACUUACCGCACGUCGAACUGAAGGCUGCCAUCCGCCAGCACAUGGAGAGAGAGGAAACAGUAUUGUGUCGCGUUGGUAAAUGUAACGGACACCCCUUAUCAAUCACUGUCGUUCAUUUUGUGUCGUCGUCAAAUAGUUGUUGAAAUAAACUUGAAUAGUUCACAAAGGAAAA